Anisakis simplex (herring worm) is the source of this 174-nucleotide messenger RNA. NCBI's taxonomy places the organism in Eukaryota, Metazoa, Nematoda, Chromadorea, Rhabditida, Anisakidae. The record is from the annotation of a GenBank genome assembly.
AUGUCGAUUUCCACAGCAAUUCUUCCGUUGGCUCCAUUGUCUCCGAAAACAACAACGAGUAUUGGUAUUAGUCGAUGUCAACUUAAUGAUGAAACGCCGAAGAGUCGAUUAGAGGAGGCUAUAUCGAUGCCUUCGAAGGACGACGAUCUACCGUAUCAUAUGUGCCCUCAUUGC